Drosophila serrata is the source of this 1585-nucleotide messenger RNA. Its product is annotated as lipase 1. Lineage: Eukaryota; Metazoa; Arthropoda; Insecta; Diptera; Drosophilidae. Gene Ontology annotation, molecular function: hydrolase activity, acting on ester bonds. The record is from RefSeq and is a predicted model, not a curated record.
GCCGCGAUUUUCCGAUAAACACACCGAUAAAAAAAUAUCAUCCAGAAAACAGCACGUACUAAUUACAGCUCUUUAGUGGCCAGUGGCUUGCCGGAGUGAGCUCGAUUUAGUCACGGAUCGAACGUCAUGCGACACGCGAUCUGGGUUCUCGCAGUGCUAGCAGGAGUGCUCGCACCCGUUCUCGGUGGCAUAGAGGACACCAUUCCGGCGAGUGUCCUUGAAGAUGCUAGGCUCACCACGGUACAACUCCUCGAGAAGUACAAGUACCCGGCUGAAGCUCACCAGGUGACCACCGAGGACAAGUAUGUCCUGACCCUUCAUCGCAUUCCCAGGCCCGGGGCAAAGCCAGUGUUAUUGGUUCAUGGCCUGCAGGACACCUCUGCCACUUGGAUUAUAAUGGGGCCACAUAGUGGCCUGGGCUACUAUCUCUACGACAACGGCUAUGACGUUUGGUUAGCCAACUGUCGGGGGAAUCGCUACUCCCGAAGCCAUGUCAAGCUGAAUCCAAAUACGGAUAAGGCCUAUUGGAGCUUCUCCUGGCACGAGAUUGGAAUGUACGAUCUGCCGGCCAUGAUCGAUGCUGUUUUGGCCAAAACUGGUUACCAGAAAUUGAGCUACUUUGGCCACUCCCAGGGUACCACCAGUUUCUUUGUGAUGGCAUCUAGCAGGCCGGAAUAUAAUGCCAAAAUCCAUCUGAUGAGUGCUCUGGCACCGGUGGCUUUUAUGCGGCACAUGAAGACACCGCUCAUCGGAAUCGCUCGCUUGGGAAUCGGGGUUUUCGGAGAGAACUUUGAGCUAUUUCCCAACUCACCUCUCUUCCUUAAUCAGUGCCUGCAGUCGGCUGGAAUUCUCAAGACCUGUGUGCGUUUCUACUGGCAGAUUGUGGGCAAGAAUCGGGAGGAACUCAAUAUGACCAUGUUUCCGGCGGCGCUGGGCCAUCUUCCUGGUGGCUGCAAUGUUAAGCAACCUGUCCACUAUCUCCAGCUGCAGUCCUCGGAUCGCUUCUGCCAAUUCGAUUACGAUGCCAAGGAGAACCACCGCAUCUAUGGACGACCCACUCCGCCGGACUAUCGCCUGGAGAAAAUCACGGCACCGGUGGCCUUGUAUUAUGGCAGCAAUGACUUCCUCUCCGCUGUGGAGGACGUCCAGCGGCUGGCCAAGCUGCUGCCCAAUGUCGUGGAGAACCAUUUGUAUCGCAAGUGGAAUCACAUGGACAUGCAUUGGGGCAUUAGCUCCCGGAGUACGGUCAUGCCUAGAAUCCUACAGGUAAUGCAGUAUUGGGAGUCGAGCGAAGGACACAAAGAUGUGACCACAGCAUCGCCGGUGGAAGAGGAAGUCACUCAACUGACCACAGAGGCUUCGAUGGAGGGAAAUCAGGAAAAUGCAGAGGUCACAGAUAGAGGGGAAGGUGCUAAGGUAGAGGAACAUACAGAGAGUAAUCAAGGAAAUGUGGAGCAAGAGGAUCAGUCAAGUCACUGAUUUUCCAGAAGCGAAGGGAUUAUAUUAUUGAACUUAUAUUCAUUUAAAUAACCUACUUUAUAGGAGAAUAUAUUAUCUUUAAAUAUAUCAACAGAGCAUCCCUUUA